UGUAGCCAACAUGACACAGUUGAUGUUGGUGUCAUAUAUCUUCAACAUUAUUUGUCUGUGGUUAUGACCAAUAUAAAAGUAGUAACUGAUAAGAUAAAUAAAAACUAGCCCAGUAGGCAUCUAUUGAUUGCCAAGAAUUUUCUUAUCACAGGGACACUCUUAACAGUGAGUCAGUCACUUUCAGACUGUAUAAGACAAGAAACUCCACCUUUACCUACAGUACUGUAAUAUAUUUUACCCACUGAUACAUAAUGCAAAAGGUGCUAACCACCACACAAUAUGACUGCAGCUGCCUCAUGCUUUCACACACUUUGUUUUGCUUCACCAAACAUUCACCCCUGUACAGACAUAUUCACCAUGUCAGUGGGAAGCAGUGGUGCAUAGCUUUUGCUCUUAUGCACAUGGAUGAGAUUGUUGAAAACCUAAAAAAUGACUCACCAAAGGCCAAGUUUGAAGAGAUUGUCUUUUAUUCAAAUACAUCAGUUUGGAACAUAUCUACAGCACCGUUUGUGCGUAUUACACCUAACUCACACCGUAGAUUCUGUCACUGCGCAGGCUCUAUUCAAUGGGCACACAAAUGAGAACAAGCAAAUCACCAUUUGCUGCUAUGACUACAAACAACACUCCUGUAAUGUUCGCAGAAUUUUGCUCAAAUUUCAAAAAUGUCCAGCUUCUGAAAUGCAUCCAGUAAUAUAUCAUAGCAGCAAAAAUGGGGCUUUUUAUCUUUUUUUUUCUUACUGUGUCAGAGCAUUGUUGCAACUAUGCUGUUGCGUAGCUGAUCAGACAUGUUUCUAGACAGUGCACGUUAUUAAAACAAAACUGUAACAGAACAGAGCACUGUUUCCAGGAAAACAGGCCAGGCCAGGUGAGAGGACCAGUAAAAACAGAGACAUGUUCACUCAUGUACAUUUGUUUUCAGUUUAAAGUUUCCUCUUGUGGUUCACGUCCAGCCUUGCAAAGCAGCAGCAACCAGAGACCACAGCAGAUGCAGUGACGAAGCAACCAUGACCCAGCUGGAGACAGCCAUGGCCAUCCUGAUGAAGACCUUUGAUACAUAUGCCGGUGCAGAGGGCCAAAAAGACAGCCUGAACAAAGCUGAGUGCAAGACUUUGCUGGAGAAGGAGCUGCCCGGACUGCUCAAGGCAGCGAAGAAUCAAGAUGAGGUGGACAAGCUCCUGAAAGGUCUGGACUUUAACGGAGACUCUGAGGUCGACUUCAGUGAAUUUGUGGUGCUGGUAGCUGCUCUCACCUGUGCGUGCCAUGACCGCUGUCCAAAGAAGUGAGCAGGACGACCACACCCUGGGGUGGGGCCACAUGGUCCCACAUCAACAUAAGAUACACUGUUUCUUAUAAUAGCUGAAUAAAAGGAUUUAUUUACCUCUACGUGGCUGGUUUAUAUGUACUGUAUGUCUAACCUGAAAUUGUGAGUAAUGAAAAUAUAGCAAGAAACUUAAAAACAAACAAAAAAUGAAUGACAAAAAUGUUAAUUGUGCUUUGUGUGAUACAUUUUGUAUUUACAGUGUUCUGCUUUGGAUUGACAUAUUUAUGCACCUCCUCCAAAUGAUGAUGCUCUAUAAAAUAUGUUGCGUGAUGUGUAGCAAUAGCUGUAGUUAUUGUGUAUGAAUCCCAGCUGCUUUCAGUUCCUUAAAAUGUAAUUUCUUGGAAUGUGACUGUGUGUAUAUGUGUGUUGUAUGCACAUGACUAGGCAUACCA
This is a messenger RNA of Acanthopagrus latus (yellowfin seabream), 1713 nucleotides long. RefSeq names its product protein S100-P-like. Gene Ontology annotation, molecular function: transition metal ion binding; calcium ion binding. The record is from RefSeq and is a predicted model, not a curated record. Gene Ontology annotation, cellular component: extracellular exosome; cytoplasm. Gene Ontology annotation, biological process: endothelial cell migration. Lineage: Eukaryota; Metazoa; Chordata; Actinopteri; Spariformes; Sparidae. The transcript is spliced from 3 exons. Bases 1005 to 1283 code for a protein of 92 amino acids.